UACUUUAGUUAGUUUAUGUUGAACUUUUAUCCUCCCCUAUUUUUGUAUUUUCUAACUCCAAACAGCUGGUGCCCCAAAAGAUUUGUUUUUGUUUUUUAAAUUUUUUUUUGCAAAGAAUUUGAAAAUUUCGCCUAUAUAAAUGGUUUUGGACAUCGAAAUAGGCAUCAGUUCAACAGUAUCUUACAAACGGAUUACAUCAGGUUCACAGUUCGAGAACUAUAGAAGAUCACCACCAUCAGUUAGAAGGAAGAGAUUUGUGUAACUUUAUAAAGUCGUACAGUGUAAAGUGUGUGUUUUCUGUAGUACUUGGGAUCGGUUUAUUCUAUUCUUCUCUUUUUUUAAAUUCUUUGUUAUAAACCAACAACAAAAAAACCAAUAUGAAGUACGUCAUUGCUAUCGUUCUCUUCGUCAGCGUAGCACAAGCCAUUCCCAUUGAAUUGGGUCAUUAUGGUCAUCCAGCGUUGCUCUCACAUGGUCCUGUUCUUGCACAUGCCGUUGCUCCUGAACCUGUGGCCUAUCCCAAGUACUCCUUCAACUAUGGCAUCAAGGAUCCCCACACUGGUGACAUUAAGUCUCAAGCCGAAGAACGUGAUGGUGAUGUUGUAAAGGGUCAAUACUCCCUCGUGGAACCAGACGGUUCAGUGCGUACAGUUGACUACACCGCCGACGAUCACAACGGUUUCAAUGCCAUCGUUCACAAAUCAGCCCCAACGAAGGUCGCUGUCCCAGUCAUUGCCCAUGCCCCAGUGCUUUCCCAUGCCCCAGCUGGUUUAUUGCACCAUUACCGCUAAGGAGUUACACUUUCAUCGUUUAACAUCACUCUGACCCAAUGAAAACAUUGCUUGCUUUUUGUGUGAGAAUGAAAUGUCAAAAUCAAAAUAUCAAGCGGCCACAAAACUCUCAUUCACUUAAUAACCGUUCAUCAAUCAAAUCAUUGUAGAUUAUUAUUAUUUUAUUUUAUAUCAUUUUGUUUGUUUAUUAUAUAAUAAUUUUAAUUAAUUGAUUAUUAUUAUAUUCUUCUUCUCGUUCGUGUGUAUCUUGUAUAGUGAUGUAAGUAAUAAUUUUGUUUCAUAUUCUAAUCACUUUCUAUGUUUUUUCUAUGUUUUUAUUUUUAUUGCAUGACACCGAGAAAGAGUUCGUAUAAAUCGUAUGUUAUAUGUACCUACGUAAUAUUGUAAGUGAUAUAAAAUUUAUCAAAAGAGAGUCUCAUAAAACACAAUCUUUUUAUUCUCUUUCACUUCAUCUUUCUUCUUCUCUAUAUUUUAUAGAUAUUGUAUUUCAUAAUUUCGUAUAUGUAUUUUUAUGCGAGCGCGCGAUUUCUCUUUACCACUUUUGUUUAUAGUUCUUCUUUGCUUUCUUCUACUUUUCUUUUUUCUGCUUCUUCUUAUAUUGUGUGCUUAUUUAUUGUGUCCAUCUUUGUUGUGUAAUGUGUGUCACUUUGAGACAUCAAUACGAAUGAUAAAAGGAAAAAGAAUAUGAGAAAAAUGUGUAGUAAUUAUACAAUAAUGCAGUAUUAAUGUUUUUCUUUGCGUCUUUUUCUUUUCUAGCCAUCAGACCCCAGGCCCCAAGCUUCGAGGCUUGCAGACUUGCAUCACCACCGAUUUAACAUAAAAUGAUGAAAAAUUAAGCAUUUCGCGUAAUCUGACAAUCCAACUGUCAUUUUAUUGCAAUCGAACAAUAUUAAUUGCCACUAAGUGCCAGUGUCGCUAGUGUCGCCAGUCAUUGUUUUGUUUGUUUAAUGUUUGUCUCAAGCGGGCAUAAUUCUAUAUUCCUUUGCGAUGACCGAACGACCAACUGACGCAUAGCGACAUUGAGUGACGACGGAGCUAAUACAAACUAUUAAAAAGUGUGUAGACAUCUUGUGAUAGUUUUUUUUUAUCGGUUUGUAUGAAUAAUUCUUUGCGCAACUGUGCCGGACAUUGUGCAUUAUUAUAUGGACAACAAUUAUUGAGAGAUUUUAAUUUAUCACUCUUAUUAUUUUCGUCCUUGAUGUUAAUUUAAAACAAUUUUGUUAGUAUUAAUAAAUAAAAUGUCUACUUUCUAUCGUUUUUAUUUUCUUUGUUCUUAAUUUGAGUUGACACUUUUGUUAAUAAGUUUUCAAUUUUGUUGUUGUGUGUGUCUCAGCUAAUUUGCAAAGAAAUUUAUAUUGUUUAAACAAAAAUAAACAUUUUUCUUUUUAUUAAAAUGUAUUUCUUCUCAUUUUCUAAUUUUUUCUUCUCUUAUGUUUUAUUUUUCUUAAAUUAAAACAUAAACAGCUUUUGUCUAUGAUUUCAUCAUUUUGAAAGAA
Eupeodes corollae is the source of this 2287-nucleotide messenger RNA. RefSeq names its product cuticle protein 8. The transcript has 3 exons. Gene Ontology annotation, cellular component: extracellular matrix. The coding region runs from base 378 to 791 and encodes 137 amino acids. The record is from RefSeq and is a predicted model, not a curated record. Lineage: Eukaryota; Metazoa; Arthropoda; Insecta; Diptera; Syrphidae.